Molecule: messenger RNA, 4128 nt
Organism: Physcomitrium patens
Lineage: Eukaryota; Viridiplantae; Streptophyta; Bryopsida; Funariales; Funariaceae
Source: RefSeq, a predicted model, not a curated record
GGCGGAGGAUGGGGAGCGUAAUAUGUGUUUAUGUAGCUAUUGGACAAAAAGCUUCUUCAGUAGCUCAAGUAGUUAAUACUUUUGGCCAGCGAGACCGCGCUCCAGGGUUACCACUCGAGUAGCCAAACCGGACCUUCUUUGUGGAAAGGCAUACAGCCAAGUGGCCGAGAGGUUCCAUCGGCGCGGAACAGGACGGUGACCAACUGUUCUCGAAACAGAGAGAGGCUGGUCACAUCUUUCAUUUUGCGAGAACGAGUCUCCGAUUUUUAGGACGGCGGUUUGUUUCUUUGCUUUGAGAUAAGUCGGGUUUUUGCCUGCUUUCAUCUGGGAGUAGGAUCUUAGAGUCGCUACCGUCCUGCUUCUAGUUCGUGUUCUCGAAACAGAGAGAGGCUGGUCACAUCUGUGUUCAUUUUGCGAGAACGAGUCUCCGAUUUUUAGGACGGCGGUUUGUUUCUUUGCUUUGAGAUAAGUCGGGUUUUUGCCUGCUUUCAUCUGGGAGUAGGAUCUUAGAGUCGCUACCGUCCUGCUUCUAGUUCGGCCGUGUCCGCGUUCGGCGUCGCAGCAGGCAAUUGUGGUCUCGGCAGUUCCCGCACGUGCAUUCCGCGGGGGAAGAGUACUCGGUCCUAAUUUUUUUAGAUUUGGUGGAUUAGUGUUGUUGGGGGAAGGGAGGCGGUGCGGUUCAGGCUUUGAGGACGUUGGCGACUCCCUACAAGUCCCAUUGGUUGCUAUCAUUCGUCGCGCGAAUUUGACGCGAUUUCUCCUUCAGAUCCGGGUGCUAGAUUUUGACCAAGAUCAACAGAUUGCAGUUGUAGUUGGGCGUGUUUGAUCGUAUGAAACUUGCAUCAAGUGGGAGAGGACUAUGUAACAUCACGCAUUUUAUGUUCGAGCCGAUCGCCAAUAGUUAAGGUGCUCCAGGUUUUGCGGAGAGCAGGCUGUUGAGACACGUACGAGGCUGAGUUCUACCGACAGGGUUUUUGGUGCAUGUAUGCGGAAGUGGAUUUUGUCUUAGACGCAGCUUGAUGCGUCGCGUUCUGGGAGCUGCUUACCGGUCCAUGGACUUUUCCCGGGCGAGUAAGUGAUCCUCGUGUCUGUCUUCCAAAAGGCGCCGUUAUCCGCUCUAACCAGCACAUAACCUCUUGCGCACUGUAACCAAGUUGAAAUGGUGUAUCAUUGGAAUCACGAAGUCGAGGUUUCCUGAUCGCUUCGUGUGUUCAUUCCGAUUUGGUGACGUCUGCUAGAAUUAUUCCUUCAUAAGCGGAGUGCGAAUGACGAUGAACCCCGCCAUUGUAACAAAAUUCCUUGAAAAGCACUUUAGUAUACAACUCACAAGACAAAGUUCAAAAAAAAAAUGUCUCUCAGUACUUGACGAGACCCUAGACCUCAUCUUUAGCUAUUUAGAUCCCGAGGACCGGGCUUCCGCCUCCUUAGUAUGCAAACACUGGCACCGGGUCGAUGGCGAAACACGAGAACAAGUCUCCGUGUCCAAUUGCUAUUCCGUUUCACCAUCAGCUCUCAGCAAAAGGUUUCCCAACAUCGAGAAAUUUAAAAUUAAGGGGAAACCUCGGGCCGUGGAGUUCAAUCUUCUCGUAGAUGACUGGGGUGGUUAUGCAAGCGCAUGGGUCGAAGAGAUAGUGAGAGCUUACCCGAGACUUCACACACUCCAUUUCCGGCGCAUGGAUGUAUCUGACGACGACUUGAAGAUACUGGCACAGGGUUGUGGGUCUGCUCUGCAGGUACUGAAAUUAGACAAGUGCUCAGGCUUCUCGACCUUAGGCCUUCAGCAUAUUGCUCGCUCUUGCAGGUCUUUGAAAACGCUGUAUUUGGAGGAAAGUGAUAUUGAAGACGAAGGUCAUGAAUGGCUACUUGAUCUUGGACGAAAUGUUCCUGGAUUAGAAAGGCUUAAUCUGGCUUCAACAGGUAUAGAAGAAGGUGAUGUCAAUGAUGUCCUAGUGGUUUUAAUGCAGAAUUGCAAAUCACUAAAUUCUCUUAAAGUUGGUGAAAUGACGCUUGAGAACUUCAAAGAGAUCAUGAAGUACUCAACUACACCACUUUUGGAGCUUGGUAAUGGGUGCUACAGCAUGCGUAAUGGCGUACGUGAGGAAUUAACGUUUGACGCCGCCUUUAUUCCCUGGGUCUCAAGAUUGAAGGUUCUUGACUUAAAAUUCAUGAACCUGAACGCCGCGGGCCACUGCCAGCUACUUGCAUGUUGCCCUCUACUUGAAGAACUGGAGGCAAGAAUUGAGAUCCUUGAUGAGGGUCUGGAAGUCGUAGGGAAAACCUGUAAAUAUCUUAAACGGAUUCGAAUUGAUGACCAGGAUAGUCCGGGAUUUAUAACUCACAGGGGCCUCACUGCAAUUGCGAAGGGCUGCAGAGAACUGGAAUUUUUAGUAAUGUACAUGAGAGAUGUCACUAACAGCUCCUUAGAGGCUGUUGGGCGCUAUUCUGAGAACCUGAACGACUUCCGGAUUGUUUUACUGAAGACACUAGCGCAUCCGGAAGACCUCCCACUGGACAAAGGAGUGUGUUCUUUACUGCAAGGCUGCCCAAAGCUGACCCGUUUUUCUGUGUACUUGCGUCCGGGAGGCCUUUCUGACAUAGGAUUGUCAUAUAUUGGGAAGUACGGGGGAAGGCUGAAGUGGAUUCUACUGGGCUGUUCUGGUGAAAGCGAUCAAGGGCUAUUGGACCUUGCAUAUGGUUGUCAGAACCUUAGAAGACUUGAACUUCGUGGAUGUCCCUUUUCCGACGCAGCCUUGGCACAAGGCAUGAUGAACAUGGCGAAAAUGAAGUAUCUGUGGGUCCAAGGCAUUGGCGCAACUGAAAUGCUCGGCAGAUACUUAGUAGGGUCACAUCCUUGCCUCCACGUGGAGUGGAUGCCUUCUGAACAGCAGUUACUAGCAUACUACUCGCUAGCUAGUCAUCGAACGGAUACUCCUCCAACUGUAGAAAUUUUGUCUCAGAGUCGAUUUGACUACGAUUCCGAAAUUUUCGGUGAUUAUGAUGAAGAAUGUGUUGGCAACUUGGAGAGUGGAGUUUUUGACGGAGAAUAUGGCGAGGGCCCCGAUGUUGGUGAUUUUGAUGGAGAGUAUGGUCAUGGGACUAAUUGGGAUUUCUAAAUCUAUCUUCUGCGGGCUUUCCACCUCAGGAGCUUCAUUCGGAUACCGUCAGCUGGUACAUUCACUUAACAUUCAGCAUUUGUAUCAUGUCCAUCCAUCAAAAUGACUAAAUGCUUUGUCCCUGUAGCUCACUCUCUUCUGUCUAUGGGAUUAUUCUCAAUCUGCUUGGGCCAAGAGAUUGCAUGUGUAAGCAGAACAAAUUGGAGUUUCUUUCUGUGGCAUCUGCUAUAAUCCAGUAUUUUUUGCUGAGUCCAAUUGGAAGUAGUUCCCUACUGCUCCAUCUGGAGGUCACAAAGUGGAAUAUUGCGUCGUCAGGUUCUCAGAACAGACGUGACAUAAUGGCUUUGACAACGACAUGGGUAAUUAUAUAUCCUCCGCAAAUGCACCUGAAAGCUGUCCAAACUGGUCUUGCUCCUGUGAGUUUAAGACUAUUUCAGUGGCAGCCGUUGUGAACCGCCAAAGGCCUGCGUAUUGCUGGCAUUUAGACAGGCAAUUCCGUUAUCGUCAAUGGCUCUGACAUUGUCAGGAAAUGAGUUAUGAGCAAUUCGAAAUGUUAACACAAUGGCGGUAUUGGAGUUAAUGUCCGUGAAUAAAGGAAUCAUGUUUAUUUGAAUCCCACUUUUCGGCGCGAUGUGCUGUUUCAGACACCAAACUGAAUUACUUCAGAAUUUUUGAAUCCAUGAAAAGCAAGAGCAGCAAUGUAACGAAAUGUAUAUUGGCCAAUUGGCAGUGCUGCUGCAUUGUCAAUUUAGUUGAUGAUGGUUACAAUACUGUCUGCAUUUACCUUUUCUGAAGACAACGUCAGCAUAGUAUAUAACUGGGGCACAUGUAUGUGUUAUCUUAACCAGCCUUGUUAGAUUAGAUACUGUAUGACCAUGUGACGUGGAUAUGGAGCAGAAUGUGACAAAUGCAUAUGCAGUCUGUAACACACUGACCUAAUAAUACUAACAAUUUGUGAGCAAAAAGGGGGAAAAAGUGAAAUAAUAUUGAAACCUCAUGUAAUCUUUUUCAUUCA